AUGGGAGCGAGAAAAAUUGCUGAAGAUGGAGAUCCUGACUUCGCGUUCAAGGUGAGAGAUGAACAGCCUGACACCAGGCGGCAGGAUACACACAGCAUCCGGGAACGAGGCCUGAUGGUGGACACGGGAGCGACAUCUCAUAUCAUCACUGACGUGACCAAGUUCAAAAGAUUCCAGGAGACGUUCAAACCAGAGAACCACAGCGUCGAGUUGGCAGAUGUUUCUCUUCCAGGACAAGAAAACAACUUUCCUCCUCUGCCAAAAUUCUUAAGAGUACGGCCAUGCUUUUAUCAGAAUAUCCAGGAGGAGAUUCCGGGCCAACAUCAGCAGCUAGUGCAGCGAAUCUUCAGACUUUGGAUGAUUUAUUCAGCGACACUGUGCAUGAACGUGAUUGGCUGCAUCGCCUGGUGGGCCGCGGGGGGUAACGGCUCCAAUUUCGGCUAUUCGUUGCUCUGGCUGAUUCUCUUCAGCCCUUGCAGUUAUGUCUGCUGGUUCAGACCUAUCUACAAAGCUAUCAGAGCGGAUAGCUCCUUCAACUUCAUGGCCUUCUUUUUCAUCUUCUUCCUUCAGCUAGUGCUGGCCAUUAUUCAAUGUAUAGGAGUCUACAACUGGGGUGUUUGUGGAUGGAUCGCUACGGUGGUGAUUUUCAAAACAAAUACAGUCGCCGCCAUAUUCAUGCUUCCCACAGCGCUGCUUUUAACGCUGGUGACCAUUUUAAUGUUGCUGGUCCUUGUCAAGGUGCAUAGACUGUACCGGGGCAUCGGGGGAAGUAUGGGGAAUGCUCGAGAAGAGUGGGGCACCGGUACGUGGAAGAGUGCGCCAGUGAAAAGGGGGGAGGUCAGCAACAUCGACCCGAACACUCAAGGUCCAAGCUUGCCAGAGUACCCUGCAUCAGUGCCUAGUUAUGUGGACAACCGUGGCUGGUAA
This is a messenger RNA of Nerophis lumbriciformis (worm pipefish), 927 nucleotides long. The record is from RefSeq and is a predicted model, not a curated record. Lineage: Eukaryota; Metazoa; Chordata; Actinopteri; Syngnathiformes; Syngnathidae.